GUUGAGGAGGACCACUCACAUGUUCGGCUCAGCUUUAAACACGACGUAAGCUUCGAAUAAUACGUGUGGAAGAAGAAAAAAAAAAAAACGGUUUCAGAAAAACGGCAAUGUGAUCUAAAGUGACAAACGUUGAAAUGCGCGUGGCGGCGGAGAGGACGACAGGAGGAGUCCGGCUGAGGCAGCUCACCGCCGGCAGGUCUUGACGGCUGCUCCCGCUGACCUGAGACCAGCCAGCACCCAGCUCAGAGUGUCCACAUCGUGUCGGUGAAGCUCCCAAAACGACAAUGGCGAGUCAGGGUGACUGCUGUGUGAAGGUGGCGCUGAGGAUUCGUCCUCAGAUGGCCAACGAGAAGAUAGAAGGCUGUCAUGUGUGUACACUGGUCACACCUGGAGAACCACAAGUCCUUCUGGGAAAGGACAAGGCCUUCACCUAUGACUUUGUGUUUGACAUAGACUCUGAGCAAUGCCAAAUUUACCAGACCUGUGUGGACAAGCUCAUCGAGGGAUGCUUUGAAGGCUACAACGCCACUGUGUUUGCUUAUGGUCAGACGGGUUCAGGGAAGACCUACACUAUGGGGACGGGCUUUGAUGUGAGUCUGAGUCAGCAGGAGCAGGGCAUCAUUCCACGUGCUGUUCACCAGCUGUUUGAGGGAAUCCAGAGCAGGAAGCUGUGCGCGCAGGAGGCCGGCAUUCAACCACCUGAAUUUAAAGUCAGCGCCCAAUUCCUAGAGUUGUAUAAUGAAGAAAUCCUAGACUUGUUUGAUGGAGCCAGGGAUCCAGACAGUCGAAGCAGGAAGUCCACCAUUAAGAUCCAUGAGGAUGCCAGCGGUAGCAUCUACACCACGGGAGUCACCUCCAGAUUGGUGCAGUCGGAGGCGGAGCUGCUGCAGUGUCUUAAGCUUGGAGCUCUGUCCCGAACCACCGCCAGCACCCAGAUGAAUGCCCAAAGUUCUCGCUCCCAUGCCAUUUUCACCAUCCACCUGUGUCAGAUGAGAGUGUGCCAACAGCCUCAAAUGAAUGGAGGAGGAGAGAAUGGGGAGGUAAAUGGUGCAGUAUCCAGCUCCAUCUCCCAGCCGGAAUAUGAGACUCUCAUGGCCAAGUUCCACUUUGUGGACCUGGCUGGCUCAGAGAGGCUCAAACGCACGGGGGCCACCGGAGACAGGGCCCGUGAGGGAAUCUCCAUUAACUGUGGACUGCUGGCCCUGGGAAAUGUAAUCAGUGCUUUAGGGGACCAGACUAAGAAGGGAGGACACGUGCCCUACAGGGACUCCAAACUAACUCGUCUGCUGCAGGAUUCGCUAGGAGGGAACAGUCGUACAAUGAUGAUCGCCUGUGUCAGUCCUUCAGACCGUGACUUUAUGGAGACACUAAACACACUGAAGUAUGCUAACCGUGCCCGAAACAUCAAGAACAAAGUGGUGGUUAACCAAGACAAGACGAGCCAGCAGAUCAGUGCCCUGCGUGCGGAGAUAGCCCGACUUCAAAUGGAACUGAUGGAGUAUAAAGCGGGGAAGCGUGUGGCAUGUGAAGAUGGCUCAGAAGGUUACAGUGACCUGUACCAGGAGAAUGCCAUGCUACAAAGAGAAAAUGACACGCUGCGCCUUCGGGUGAAGGCCAUGCAGGAGACUAUUGAUCACCUUAAUACACGUGUAACACAUCUACUGGCCAAUGAGGUCAGCACACAGCUCACCAAGUCAAGUGAGGGCAAUGAGGAGAUUGGGACACUAAUCCAGAACUACAUCAGAGAAGUUGAAGAGCUUAGAUCCAAACUUCUUGAAAGUGAGGCAAUGAAUGAAUCCUUACGUCGGCAGGCAUCCCGCCUUUCCUCUCGUUCCACAUUUUCAGCCAACUCUCUUAGCUCUGCCCCCGGCCACCCACCUGGCUCGUCUCCUGCUCCCAUGUCCAUGGAGGCUGAGAUGACCGAUGUGAUUCGCCGAGCUAAGCUUGACAUUGAGAGGUUGAAGAAGAAAGAGAGAAGGCAGAGGAGGAUGAGUCCAGAGCUGGAGAAAGGACUGAAGAAACGAGUGAAAUUGCACACUCAUGAGAAUGGAGAGAGUGGGCAGUGUGGGGAAAAUGGACAGAAUGGAGAAAUUGAUUCAGAUGACAACUACACUGAGGACAUUAUGUCUCCGCUGCAGGAGGAGAGUGGCUGUGAUGAAGCUGAGGAUGAGGAGGGGAGGGAGGAUGAUGAUGAUGAAUUUGAAAGUGAUGAGAGCUUGGUUGAUUCAGACUCGGACUUGGAUGAAAAAGCCAACUUCCAGGCGGACCUGGCUGACCUGACCUGUGAGAUUGAAAUCAAGCAGAAGCUGAUAGAUGAGCUGGAGAACAGCCAGCGGAGGUUGAUGAUGCUGAAGCUGCAGUACGAAGAGAAGCUUAUUCUGCUGCAGAACAAGAUCAGAGACACACAGCUGGAGAGAGACCGUGUGCUGCAGAACCUCAUGUCCAUGGAGAACUACACAGAGGAAAAGGCAAACCGGAUCAAGCAGGAGUACGAGAAACGCCUUAAGGAGAUGAACCGUGACCUGAUAAAGUUACAAACGGCACAAAAGGAACAUGCACGUCUCCUGAAAAACCAAGGAAAGUAUGAGCGGGAGCUGAAGAAACUCCAGGCUGAGGUCAAUGAAAUGAAAAAAGCCAAGGUUGCGCUGAUGAAGCAGAUGAAAGAGGAGCAGCAGAGGAGGAGAAUGGUGGAGGCCAAGAGGAACCGUGAGAUUGCCCAGCUCAAGAAGGAGCAGCGACGACAAGAGUACCAAAUACGUGCACUGGAGUCUCAGAAGCGACAGCAGGAGUUGGUGCUGCGCAGGAAAACACAGGAGGUGACUGCCCUGCGGCGUUUGGCCAAGCCCAUGUCAGACCGUGUUGGUGGGCGAGUGGCCCGCUGGAACCAGCCUCCCUCAGUCACAGACUCAGGAGCCGAGUUUUCGGCCAGCACGGCAAGCAGCUCUGAACCCGAGGCUGUGCGAAGUGUGAGUGGGUUGGUGCGCCAAUGGAACAACAAGAAUAACAUAUAUGGCUAUCUGGCAGAGAGCGAGGGGAACAUGGAUGGAACAGGGCUCAUUGGCAGUAGAAAAAAGAUGCAGCGUAAACCAGGAGGCCUGGGCAACAUUGCAACAGCGGGCAGAGCCAGCAGCUUCUCAAAGUCUGCCCGUCAGAAGUGGCAAAGCCUCGAGCAGCGCAUUCUGGAUAUUGUCAUGCAGAGAAUGACUAUCUCGAAUGUGGAGGCUGACAUGGAUCGCCUUAUCAAGAAACGAGAGGAGCUGACGGCCCAGCAGGAAGCACUCUCACAUAAGAGGGAGGUACUAAUGGCAGAAGGGGAAGGACCAGAGGCAGAGGAUCGUCUGCUUCAGGAAAUCAAUGAGGACAUUGAGGUGCUGAAUGCAAAUAUAGACUACAUCAAUGACAGUCUGUCUGACUGCCAAGCCACCAUCGUACAGAUCGAGGAGACCAAGGAUGAGUUGGACUCUGUGGACACCUCAGUGGUGAUCAGCUCCUGCUCUCUAUCUGAAGCUCGACACCUGCUGGAUCACUUCUUAAAGGCUUCCAUUGAGAAGAGCUUACAGAUGGCACAGAAAGAGGCCCAGAUCAGACUACUGGAGGGUCAGCUGAGACAGACAGAUGUGAUUGGAUCAUCCCACAAUCAUAUGAUCCUUGAUGCCCUACGAGAAAAAGCAGAAUACAUCCCUGAGCUGCAAGCACUUAUUCUUAAUGUUCAGCAAGAAAACGGUUACGCCAGCACAGAUGAGGAGCCAUCUGAGUUCAGCCAAGCCUCUGAUAGCAGUGUAUCGCAAAUGAAAGAAUCUAACAGCCAAGAUGACUUCAAGAUGAAGAUGGAGCCUCGCUUGUCGAGUCAGAUGAAGGCGGUGUCUGCGGAAUAUCUAGGUCCUGUCCUGGACCCCUCAUCUAGUGCCAAGCAGCCGCACAUCACCAAGUCUCUGGCCUCUCUGACAGACAUCCAGGAGGAUGGCCUUAGCCUCGGCACAGGGAGUCUGGGAAUUAGCCAGUCCCUCCGAGACCAUUUCCACAGGGACCGGGUGUCUCGCACGAUCAGCCUGCCUGUCAGGGGACACACAUUUCCCAGACAGUCUCGGGGUUUCGACACCUCCCCCCUAACCAGAAGGAAAUCUUACGAUCGUGCGUACAGGCCCACUGAGGGUUAUACCCCCCCUUCCUCUCCCCCGCUGAGGACCAGAAAUGAUCGCAACGUCUUUUCAAGGCUCACCAGCAACCAAGCACAGGGUUCUGCACUUGACAAGUCUGAUGACAGCGACUCCUCGCUCUCCGAGGUGCUCAGGGGUGUGAUCAAUCCAAUUGGGGGAGUGAAAGGGGGACGGACUGCGCCCCUGCAGUGUGUGUCAGUAGCUGAGGGACAUUCAAAGCCUGUCCUGUGUGUGGACGCGACAGAUGAGCUGCUGUUCACUGGCUCUAAAGAUCGCACCUGCAAGAUGUGGAACCUGGUUACAGGUCAGGAGAUUGCCACCUUGAAAGGUCACCCCAACAAUGUGGUGUCUGUCAAAUACUGCCCGUCGUCCUGUCUUGUCUUCUCUGUCUCCACCUCUUACAUCAAAGUCUGGGACAUUCGUGAUUCCGCCAAGUGUGUCCGCACGCUCACCUCUUCAGGUCAGGUGGUUUCAGGUGAUGCGUGUGCAGGAACCACCACUCGAACAAUAACCUUUGCACAGGGUGAGUGUCAGAUCAACCAGAUAGCCCUCAACCCGUCAGGAUCUGUGUUGUACGCCGCUGCUGGAAACUCGGUCCGCAUCUGGGACCUCAAUAGGAUGCUGGCAAUGGGAAAACUGACAGGCCACAUCGGCUCCGUUAUGUGUCUGACAGUGGGACAGUCUCUGCUGAGUAAAGACCAAGUAAUCACUGGCUCCAAAGACCAUUAUGUAAAGGUGUUUGACGUGGCUGAGGGCAUGCUGGGUAAUGUGGGACCAGCGCAUAACUUUGAGCCACCUCAUUAUGAUGGCAUCGAGUGUUUGGCUGUACAGGGUGGUGUGCUGUUCAGUGGAUCAAGAGACAAUGGCAUCAAGAAAUGGGACCUAGAACAUCAGGAGCUCACUCAGCAAAUUCCGAACGCCCAUAAGGACUGGGUGUGUGCCCUGGCGUACGUUCCGGGUCGGCCCAUGCUGCUCAGCGGCUGUCGUGGCGGCAUGUUGAAAGUGUGGAAUGUGGACAACUUUACCCCUAUUGGAGAAGUCAGAGGUCAUGAAAGUCCCAUCAACGCCAUAUGUACAAACUCAAGACAGAUCUUCACUGCAUCUAGUGAUUGCAGGGUGAAGUUGUGGAGCUAUGUGCCAGGCUUAACCCCAUGUCUGCCUCGACGGGUCCUGGCCAUCAAGGGCCGAGCCACCAGCCUCCCAUGAAUGCCUCUGCUCCGCUCUCCGACCCUCCCCUCCUCCGUGACAUGAAAGUGAAGAUCUGGCUGUCUAAAGUGUGGAGGAAGAGGUGACAACAGACAUAAUGGCAUUCCUUAAGCUGGAAAACCUACUGCAACUUCAGUCACUGAUCUGUGACCUCCUCACUUCCUGCAGUGAGAUGUAACGCUGAAAUCACAGCUUCCAAGGCAAUCAGGCUGUUUCUUAGUCGCGUUGCAAAAUGACAAAGCAGAGGUGGAAGAAGAUGUUUUCAGAGGCAAGGCUAUUUGUCUUUCAGUUUCUUUUUUCCUUAACUGCCAAUUUUAAAAGUGCCAUUCAGGUGUGAUGCUGUUUGGACAAGAUAAAUCACAUUUUGGCAGCCAUGGAUGCACCAAGCAGAACAAUUCUCUGCUGACAUGAAAACUACUGUAAAAGUAGUAAAAGAAGAAAAGUGUCCUUCUGUUCUUAGUUCCUGUGCAACAGGAAUGAUAGCAGAAUCUUUGUGGGUGAACUGUGUUUUCUCAGAGAAAUAUACGAGGUCUAUUAGAAAAGUAU
Thalassophryne amazonica is the source of this 5909-nucleotide messenger RNA. RefSeq names its product kinesin family member 21B (gene kif21b). Gene Ontology annotation, molecular function: ATP binding; microtubule motor activity; microtubule binding. The record is from RefSeq and is a predicted model, not a curated record. Gene Ontology annotation, biological process: mitotic spindle organization; microtubule-based movement. The coding region runs from base 285 to 5363 and encodes 1692 amino acids. The transcript is spliced from 35 exons. Lineage: Eukaryota; Metazoa; Chordata; Actinopteri; Batrachoidiformes; Batrachoididae.